Molecule: messenger RNA, 1790 nt
Organism: Mugil cephalus (flathead mullet)
Lineage: Eukaryota; Metazoa; Chordata; Actinopteri; Mugiliformes; Mugilidae
Product: zinc finger protein 324B-like
Exons: 4
Coding region: 481-1689 (402 amino acids)
Biological process (GO): regulation of transcription by RNA polymerase II
Cellular component (GO): nucleus
Molecular function (GO): RNA polymerase II cis-regulatory region sequence-specific DNA binding; DNA-binding transcription factor activity, RNA polymerase II-specific
Source: RefSeq, a predicted model, not a curated record
AGAAGAGAUUUAAAACUAUGAAAAAGAUUUGUUGAUUUUUUUAAAAAAAUAUAUUAUUUUACUCACGUGAAGAAUUUAAAAGGAGAUUUUUAAAAAUGACCCCAGCAAAACAAAAAAAAACAAAAACAAAAAAGACUUGAAAUUAGUAAAAUGACUUAAAAAGAUUAUUUGCAGUAAUAAAGUAAACAUGUCCUUCUUUUAUAAAGUAUUAUCUCAGUUAAAAGACGUUUUUACCUGUUUUUCUGGAUUUUGUUAAAAAAAAAAAUUGACGCAUGCGUACUAGAGGCUCCAGUCGCUUCACUUCCUGGUUUGAGUCGAGUCUUGUUGUCACGGACUGAAACUAAAACUAAAGAAUUCACUCUUCGGCUUCACGUGAGACGCUGCGAGCAAGCGAUUAUAGCGGGCGCGUGCGUCUCCGUGUGUUUUCUCACUUGGCUCGUUCCGCAGCUCAAAAACACGCACGCGAGACUUCCGACGAAGAUGUCCCCGGCCGCGGGCAUCCACGCGCAGCUCGCCUCCAUCAUGGAGGUCCUCGCGAACGCGGCCGUGGCGGAGAUCUGCGAGCUCGUGGACAGCGGCUACUCGGUGCUGCAGCUGGAGAUCACGCGGAGUCGCAAAGAGAACGAGGCGCUGCGGCGGAAGCUGCGGCUCGUGGAGCUGAGAGCCGCACGCGCGACCGCACUGCGAGCGGCCGUGGCCACCGCGAGCGGCGCCGCACUGCUGCACGCGAGCGGCCGCGCGCGUGCUCAGGUGUUCGCGGGCAACCAGAUGAGGCGGAGCGGAGCAGCAGGUGAAGCAGCUCUGUCCAGAUCGUCCAAUCAGGAGCCAGCUUCCGACUCCGGACAGGAACCGACGAAGAGGAGGUCUGCGGGUGAAACGAGUGCAGUCAUCAAGGUGGAGGACGAGGACGAGGACGAGGACGAGUCCUGGUCCCGGUCGGAGCCUGAAAGUUUUUGUCGGGUUGUUGAAGGACGGAAAGACUUGUCUCCAUCGCGCCGGGUGAAACAGGAAGCAGCAGCAGCAGCAGCUCCGCUCAGCUCCACGUCCACGUCCACGUCCACGUCCACGUCCACGUCCACGUCGGGACAGAAGACGCCGGCAGCGACAGCGAAGCCGAGACCUGAACCCAGUCUGGUGUUUGAGCUGCCGAGUCCUGUGGGUUCAGAUCCCAGCUGCUCGUCGGCGCUGAACCAAACCGUCUCUGGCGACUCAGGCGGCGGCGGCGGGUUCGUCCUCGCCGAGGGGACUCUACAGAGGACGCCGCUGCUCGGGGGUCCCGCCCCCGGGGGACAGUGGAGACACCAGGACGGGGGCGGCAGGGACGACUCCGCGGGGAAGACGUUCGUCUGCAGCCACUGUGGGAAAACGCUGGCGUGUCUGAAGAACCUGAAAACCCACAUGAGGGUCCACACGGGGGAGAAGCCGUUCGGCUGCUCGCUCUGCGGGAAGCGAUUCUCCGACCCCAGCAACCUCAAACGCCACCAGAGCGUCCACACGGGCGAGAAGCGCUACGGCUGCGUCCACUGCGGGAAACGCUUCGCCCAGUCCGGCUCGCUCAAGGUCCACAUGAGCGUCCACACGGACUGCAAAGAGUUCAGGUGUCCCUGCUGCAGCAAGACGUUCAUAUCCGUCAGUCACCUGAGGAGACACGUCUCCGUCCACGGGGGACAGAGGACGGGGGGCGUUUAAUUUAACGUCCUCUCCACGUUUGAGGAGACACGUCUCUGUCCACGGAGGACAGUGAUGACUUCAUGUCCUCUCCACGUUUGAGGAGACACGUCUCUGUCCAC